Molecule: messenger RNA, 3133 nt
Organism: Corythoichthys intestinalis (scribbled pipefish)
Lineage: Eukaryota; Metazoa; Chordata; Actinopteri; Syngnathiformes; Syngnathidae
Gene: katnal1
Product: katanin p60 subunit A-like 1
Exons: 11
Coding region: 236-1669 (477 amino acids)
Biological process (GO): microtubule severing
Cellular component (GO): microtubule cytoskeleton
Molecular function (GO): microtubule severing ATPase activity; ATP hydrolysis activity; microtubule binding
Source: RefSeq, a predicted model, not a curated record
UUUUGUGCUCAGCUAACCCAACAGACGUCUCUCAGUCUCGGUUGCUGCCGUUGUUCGUUUGUACAUUCGACGAGAAGGGGCUUUUUUAAUUAUUUAGAAGCACAGGGUUUGUUGUGUUCGUGGCCUGGAUGCGACUCUAUUAGCAAGAGCUAGCCAGAUUGCAAUGUUUUUGGACUCAAUGAAGAGGAUAUGAGGCGAGUGGACGGAUCAUGUCGGCUAACAGCUGUCAUGCAUCAUGAAUUUGUCCGAGAUCUAUGACAACGCCAAAAAGGGUCGAGAGUAUGCAUUGCUGGGCAACUACGACUCAUCCAGUGUUUACUACCAGGGCGUCCUGCAACAGAUCAACAAACACUGCCAGAACCUCAGGGACCCAGCGCUUAAAGUCAGGUGGCAACAGGUGAGAGAGGAGCUGACCGAGGAAUGGGAACAGGUAAAGAGUAUUUUGGUCGUGCUGGAAGCCUUCAAGACGGAGAAGCCGGUGACCGUGCCCGUUCCUCAUUUUGGGGGAGGCGGCGAGGACCCGGCAGCGUGGCCGCCUCCCACUCCUGUGGAACACAGGAACCCUGUCGUGGGGAAACGUCCCAACAGUGGUGUGAAACAUCAGAAGAAAGACUCACCUGGUCUUCAGCAUCGAGGGGAAGGGCAAGAAGGUCGCGGACAGGCCAAAUAUAAAGCCAGAGAAGGCCGGAACAUGAAAUCUCAAGACGAUGGAAAGAAAGGUGAAAAGGAGAAGAAAUUUGAUGGUGGUGGACAUGACAGCGACCUGGUUGAAUCGUUAGAGCGAGACAUUGUGUCUCGCAACCUGAAUGUUUACUGGAACGACAUAGCCGAUCUGGAGGAUGCGAAGAAGCUGCUAAGAGAAGCUGUGGUGCUACCCAUGUGGAUGCCUGACUUCUUCAAGGGCAUUCGACGGCCCUGGAAGGGUGUGCUAAUGGUCGGACCACCCGGAACAGGCAAGACAAUGUUAGCUAAAGCCGUGGCCACAGAAUGCGGGACGACUUUCUUCAACAUGUCUUCAUCCACUCUUACCUCCAAAUAUAGAGGCGAGUCGGAGAAACUCGUUCGUCUUCUCUUUGAAAUGGCUCGCUUCUACGCUCCAACGACCAUCUUCAUAGAUGAGAUCGACUCCAUCUGCAGCAGAAGAGGAACGUCGAAUGAACAUGAGGCCAGUCGCAGGGUCAAAUCUGAGCUUCUGAUUCAAAUGGAUGGCGUGGGUGGGGCGCAGGACAAUGACGACCCUUCCAAGAUGGUGAUGGUCCUCGCCGCAACCAACUUUCCGUGGGACAUUGAUGAAGCGUUACGCCGACGUCUGGAGAAACGAAUUUACAUCCCGCUGCCAACAGCUGUAGGUCGCGUAGAGCUUCUGAAGAUCAACUUACGGGAAGUGGAAUUGGCGGCUGACGUGAACCUGGACAUUAUCGCUGAGAAGACUGAGGGCUACUCAGGCGCUGACAUCACCAAUGUCUGCAGGGACGCAUCCAUGAUGGCCAUGCGGCGGAGAAUCCAAGGACUGACCCCCGAGGAGAUCCGAGCCCUGUCCAAAGAAGAGCUGCAGAUGCCCGUCAUGAUGGAGGACUUAACGCUAACCCUCAAGAAGAUCUCCAAGUCGGUCUCCGCUGCAGAUCUGGAAAAAUACGAAGCCUGGAUGUCAGAGUUUGGUUCAGGGUAAAAGAGGAACAAUGCCUGACGAAAACUCGAACUCUGAUAGCUAUUUGCCUGAUGAAUAAGUAACACUGUUGCACAAUUAUUCAUUUGGUACAUUUUUUUAAAUAGAGCGAUGAAUGUUUUGAAGCAGACUCUACUGAUUAUGUCGUCACGGAAUUUGAAAAAAAAAAUUUGCAGAAUGCAGACGACAUCUCGCGUUAAGUUUGUUUAGUAAAUGGUCACUUAAAGUCGACCUAGCAAUGUUUUGCCUUUUGAGGCUGUAGCAGAGCCACCACAAUAGCAGGAUGCUGCUAGCAUGUCAGGGAAUACCACACUGGGAUGGAAAAUUUUACUUUUAUAUAUGCCUUUGCUGCCAGCAAUCUUCUCCCACGCUGUAGGAACCUCUAUGUAUGCUGUUGAGGUGUGCUCAAAUCCAAUAAAAGACGCCCUGAGUUAUUAUUCAUGGAAUUGUUUGUCAAAACUAAGGUUUAGAGACAGUUCUGUGUACAUUCAAGCAGGUAAAAUCUUGUUUCAUGAAUUGAAAAGAACAGAAUUUUGAUUUUCCAAUGUGGAAUAGUGGAGAAAAUUAUCAAUGUAAGACAGUCCAAAUAUUUUAUCAAUGCUAGUACAACCAGAGCUGUGCUUGAGUCGAUUGCUGCCUUCACGUGGUGUUGUAAAUAUGGUAAGUACCACUUGUCCGGUCGAAAAUUGCAUGUGAACGGCCCCUAAAAGUCGUGGUUUCUGGAGAACUGGGAUUUUAUUAUAAUACCCAAGUUUCUGAGAUGGUGGAACUUUUAACUUUUCAAAAUGGCGACACGCGAACAAGUUGUGAAUGGAGAGAAACUACCGUAAUUUUCGGACUAUAAGCCACUACUUUUUUUCCUGCGGCUCAUAGUGCAAUAGGGCUUAUUUGUUGAUUUAUUUGGGUGAAUAGGUGACACUUUAUUAGACAGCGGCAUCAUAAUAUUUCAUAAUUUUACUGAAUAUUUUUGACAGAUGUCAUCAAGUGUCAUCUGGCAAAUUAUGUCACCAACUCCAUUCAUGUCCAGCUCAGAUCUUUUACAUCCAUUCAAAAGUGAGAUAAUUUGCCGGAUGACACAAAAUGACAUCCGUUAUAAGCAUUCAUUAAUGCUCAUGACAGUGUCUUAUGGCACCACUGUCAAAGUGUUACCAGAUAUCAUAACUUGUGCUGUCAAAAUUAUCGCGUUAACGGACGGUAAUUAAUUUUGUAAAAUUAAUCACGUUAAAAUAUUUGACGCAAUUAACGCACAUGCCCCGCUCUAACAGAUUAAAAUGUACAGUACAGUGUGAUGUCCACUUGUUACUUGUUUUUUGGUGUUUGGCGCCCUCUGCUGGCGCUUAGGUCCAACUGAUUUUAUGGGUUAGUACCAUGAGUGCGCAUGGUGUAAUUAUUGACAUCAACAAUGGCGAGCUACUAGUUUAUUUUUUAAUUGAAAAUUUUACAAAUUUUAAUAAAACGAAAACAUUA